Messenger RNA from Loa loa (African eye worm), 357 nucleotides. RefSeq lists its product as hypothetical. The transcript has 3 exons. Bases 1 to 357 code for a protein of 118 amino acids. Lineage: Eukaryota; Metazoa; Nematoda; Chromadorea; Rhabditida; Onchocercidae. The record is from RefSeq and is a predicted model, not a curated record.
AUGAAUAAAGUAUUACUGUAUUUUCGGGCAGCUGCAUUAAAGCAAUUGUACGCCAGAGCUCCCUUACAACAAGCCUUCUAUAGGUUGAAUAUGGUCGUGCACAUUGACAAUCGUUAUCAGUGUGUUGCAGCAGGUGACAAGAAGAUGAAAGAGCAGUUGAUUAUCAAAAGAAUCAAAAAUCGACGUACACUGAUCACUUUGUUCUUCUCGAGUAUGAAUAACAUCGAGAAAGAUGAUGAUAAGUUACUAAAGUGGAGGAGAGCACUGAAAAGUCCAAUGACAGCGAGGACGGCAAUGAUCGUUGUCCGGAUGGACGACAGCGGUAAUGGCAAUAUUGUGGGUGAAUGUAUUGAUUAG